This is a messenger RNA of Fomitopsis serialis, 1069 nucleotides long. RefSeq lists its product as uncharacterized. NCBI's taxonomy places the organism in Eukaryota, Fungi, Basidiomycota, Agaricomycetes, Polyporales, Fomitopsidaceae. The transcript is spliced from 3 exons. The coding region runs from base 356 to 982 and encodes 208 amino acids. The record is from RefSeq and is a predicted model, not a curated record.
CCAAAUGCGUCCGAGCCUUCGUCGACUCACUGCUAAUGUGGAUUACAUACCAACUAUGCAUCCCAAUACACUCGGCCUCAACGGACCCGCAUCUUACCACACUAGCCCCACGUCAGCAGACAGUUGAUGACCGCACCGAACUAGAACUCCCGUGUGCAUGAUGGUCGCGCGAGGCUAUGGGUGCGACCAUGUCGACUUUUGAACACCAUCCCGAGAUCUCUUACCCAUAGGGUCCGAAAGACGAGGUACAAGUGAACGCGCAGUACCUCGGUGCUUGCGCGACGUCUCUGGCAUGCAACAUUGGUUCUAACCGAACCGUCGUAGAUUUUUCAUCAUACAGACACUACUGUUGUCAAUGAACAUUGUCAUGGGCGACAUACGAUGCAAACUCGGUCACUGGCGAAUUAACCUCGACAAGCCGGCCCUUCGUCAAACAGUACAUGGGCGGAUCUACCCAUAUGCAGGCAUGAACAUCGUCAGGUUAAUUCGGCAACGUUCGAGGACUGGUCACCCACCGCAUCAUGUCAAGCAACCGACAGAAGAGUGUUUACUUGCUCUUCGAGGGCUCAGCGCAGCCGCAUGCGGGGUAGGUGCAGGAGCCGCCGUUGGCCUGGACGUUCGCGCAGGUGGCCUUCUCCUGUCAACGUCUCUGCGUCAGGUCCUAUGCGAGCAUCAGAAUCGGACCUUCGAGAUACUCACAGACAUCGUGGAUGAUAAUGCGGUCGGGUGGUGUAUUGGUGAGUGGCUGUACUCGAGGACGUCUUUUAUACGUGCAGAUCCAUGCGCGACUGGAAGAAGUGGGUUGUGCAAGACCCGUACGAAGCGGCGGGCUUCACGGUUUGUCAGCCAUCCAAUGAAUCGAAUUCUACAUGAUCCCAGCUACGACCUUACUGAAAUCGCGUGCAGAGAUGAUCAACUGACGCCGCCCAUCACUUUGGGUGGCAUGCACUGGCAGCUGCCAGUGCCUCCAGGAACUCCGUGAUGAGGCAAGACAGGGCUAUCUCUGCCUCUUUCGGCCUCUGGAAAAUCAUCCUACAACUCAAUUGGAGUGCUGGAUAUCCUUAAGUAU